AUGAACUCUGCUAGUUGGCUACAGGACUUCUUCCUGGGCGAGAAGGUGCAGGAGGAGAAGAUCUUUACAAUAUUCACAGCGACAUACUUUACGCAACAGAGUGCGUUGUUGGGCAGUUGCAGUAUAAAUAAUAGGAAUGGUGGAGCUCCUUAUGGCGAGUCAUCAUCCACUGCCACACCGACCAGCCACGCUUCACACUCUUUGAACAAUGUCAAGGGCGCGCCAUUCAAACUGGAUCAUUCGCCCAGCAUCAAUCAUCACCUCCACCACAAACAGACAUCAUCUGCCAGUGGUGUAGUAGCGCCAACGACUCCAAUGUUGAUUGGCGCAUCAUCAUCGUCAUCAUCACAUUCAUCAUCCAACACGACACCAACAUCAGUGGCACCACAACCUUUGACCAAUGCCCCAGUGGCUUCAUUGGCAAGCGCAUCGCCACGUGAUUCCAGGCCGACGCCACCCCUGCCAUCACAUCCACUGGAGGCAGGCUCAGUACACGCCCUUCUGGGCGACGCCACAGUGACACAAUCACCAUCAUCGUCAUCACAAGCGCGUUUACUACCGCCUCCACCCCCGCAGGCAAUCGAGCAUGCGGAGGAAAAGUCACUGUCGUCCUCAGCAUCAUCCUCGACCUCAUUGUCGUCAUCGGGUGGUGCACACUCAUUGUCGUUCUCCUCCCCCAACAGCCUCCUGCGACCCAGCGACACAUUAUUCUCCAACCAACGCGUGCUGCUCAAGAUCAUCAACACCAAGUAUCCUUCGAUUGAGGUGGUGUCGCUGUUCCAGCGCGAGUACGCUAUGCUCUCCAUCCUGAAUAACAUUGAUGGCGUGAUGCGUGUGAUCCGCGCACAGACUGAACUGGGCAACAUCUUUGCCUUCAUCCUGGAGGACUCGGGCUACAAGCCACUGUCCAGCGUGUUUGUCACACUUGGCCCAACAACACCCACCAGUAGCAGCACGAUUGCGGCCAACCCUGGCGCUGCGACAGCGGGACAUAUACAACAGCAGCAACAGCUUCAACUACAACAACUACAGCAACAACAACAAUUCUCACUCUCCUCGCCACAGACCACGUCGUCCUCGCCCAUCCACCGACAGACGACUCCACAGUCCUCUAGUCCGCUGUUCAACUCCAACCUGAAGCAUCAAGAGAUCGACAUUGCCACAUUCCUCAACAUCGCCAUCCAGCUGGCGGCCACACUCGAGGAGAUACAUCUGCGUGGAUGUAUCCAUCGAGAUAUCCGCCCGCCAAACGUGUACAUCAACUCCAACAACAACGUCCGUCUGGCCAACUUCCAGUUCUCGGUGCUCAAAGCGACGAGCCAUUGCCAGGCGCUGGACAACUCACUGUUCUACCUCAAAAACUUCCCCGACAUUGGCCGAUACUGUACGACGUCCUACUACUACUCGUCUCCCGAGGAGACGGGCCGCACGCAGCACAACGUCGACUCGCGGUCCGACCUAUAUUCACUGGGCGUCACAUUCUACGAGCUGCUGACGGGCCGACUGCCCUUCCAGACCAACGAUCUGUCCGAGCUGAUACAUGCACAUCUCGCCAAGAAGGCGCCCUACGUAUCGGACAUCAAUCAGAACGUGCCAAUCAUUAUAUCAAACAUUGUCGACAAGCUGCUGAAGAAAUCACCUGACGAUCGAUACAGCAGCGCGUAUGGACUGAAACGCGAUCUCGAGAUAUGCAAGUUCCAGCUUGGCUCCAACUGCACAUUCGAAGACUUUACCCUAGGCGUGUACGAUGUACUCCAUCGUCCACAUAUCCCUACUGAGCUGUACUCUAGGAAGAAUGAGCUCAAUCAGAUUUUUGCAUCGAUCAAUAGAGUGUACAAAGGAAAUAAGGAAUUGAUAUUGGUGUCUGGCGUGUCUGGCGUUGGAAAGACGUCGUUGAUUAAGGCUGCCAAGAAGAAGGCUCAACCAGGGCCUAGAUUCAUCUCUGGCAAGUUUGAUCAGUACAAUAGAGGUGUGCCCUACAGUGCCAUCAUCGAAGCAUUGACCGAGCUGAUACAUUUGGUACUCGUGCUCAGUCCCGUUGAGCUGGCGUUCUACAAGGAGAAGCUGCACCGCGCACUUGGUCCCAACAUUGGUGUCAUUGUCAAUGUGAUGCCCAUUCUCGAGUUGAUCGUUGGGCAAUGUCCGCCUGUACCUCCCCUGCCGCCCUCCGAGUCACAGAACAGGUUCGACCUUGUGUUCAAAGACUUCCUCAGGGUGUUCUCCGAAGAAGGACAUCCCCUCAUACUAUUCUUGGACGACCUUCAGCGUGCAGACGAAGCAUCGUACAGACUGAUAAAGAUACUGCUGGACAAUAACAAUAUCAAGUAUCUGUUGAUUAUUGGAGCGUUUAGAGAGAAUGAAUCGGAGAAUGGCCUGCGGAUGAUUGAGGCCCUGGUCAACGAUGAGUCAUUGCAGAUACCAAUCACUAAGAUCAGUUUGAAGGCUUUGGACCUGAAGGAUGUCAACCUGAUGGUCUCGGCAUCACUUCACAAGAGCCCCGCCGAGACGAUCUCGCUCUCUGAGGUCGUCCUAUCCAAGACGCAUGGCAAUCCAUUCUUCACGAUCCAGUUCCUCAAGACACUGUUCAACGAGGAGUUGCUGCACUUUGAUGUGACGGUCGACAGCUGGAAAUGGGACAUUGCCAAGAUCCAGACGCGUCAGUACACUGACAAUGUCGUCGAGUUCAUGGUCAGCAAUCUGCAGCAGCUCAGUGUGCACUCACAGCGUGUGCUCCAGCUGGCGUCGUGCAUUGGCAACAACUUUGAUCUGGACAUGCUGUCAGUCGUGGCCGAGUGUCCCAAUGAUGAGAUCCUCAAGUUCCUCACGCCCAUCAUUGCACAGGACCUCAUCAUAAGUACCGAAGACAAGAAGUACCGAUUUGCCCAUGAUCGCGUACAACAGGCCGCCUACUCUCUGGUGCUGCAGGGCAAGGACAAGAAGGAGAUCCAUCUCAACAUUGGCCGUCUGCUCUAUCAGAACUCGCUCAAGGAUCAGACGCAGUCGGUGUUUGACAUUGUCAACCAGUACAACGUGGGCAUCGACCUGAUCACCGACCCGAAGGAGAAGCUGAUCCUGCCCAUGCUCAACUACAUUGCCGGCAAGAAAGCCAAGUCAUCGGCAGCCUACUCCGUGGCCAAGAGCUACCUGGACUGUGCUGUCAAGACCCUGCCGCUGGAGACAUGUUGGCGCGACCACUACCGAACGUCGUACAACAUCUUCUUUGAGAAAGCCGAGUGUGAGUUUAUGUGUGGCAACAACGACGAGUCAGAGAAGAUGCUGGAGAUGGUCAUCGAGAACUCAGUGACCGUCGAGGACAUUGGAGAAGCCACCGCACUCAAGAUCCAGCAGUACACAUUAUUGUCCAAGUUUGACGCCUGUGUCGAGUGUGGCCUCAGGUACUUGGACAGCCAGAACAUAGUGAUCGAUCGCAAGCCCACCGACGAGAGCCUGCGUCUUGAGUACGAGCUACUAAAGCGCAAGCUUGGCAAUCGUUCUUUCCUCGACCUGCUCAAGUCCAAGAAAGUGCCACCACCCACCAUCUGUGUAUCGCUCAAGGUCAUUGGCAACAUGAUUGCACCUCUCUUCUUCACCAACAUUGGUCUACUCAGCUCGAUGUUGCUCAAAAUGGCCGACAUCUCCCUGGAGAGCGGAUGUUCUUCGUGGAGUUCGGUCGGCCUGGUCAUGUUUGGAGUGAUGGUGUGCAUUGGCCGCUUCGACGACUUCCACGUCGGCUAUGAAGUGGGUCGCCUGGCAAUGGAACUCAAGGAGCUGCACAACGAACCGUCUACCAAGGGCAAGGUCACUUUACUGUUUGGCAACUUUAUCAAUCACUGGCGCGCACACAUGUUCACCAAUUCGGCUUUGAUCAAACUGUCCUUCCUCGAGUCUAUCGAAUCUGGUGACAUGGGCUAUGGCUGCUACAGCAGCGUCCACUUGCUCUUCCAAUCAAUACUGAGUGGCGUGCCCCUCAUGGACAUCUGCGCGCUCUGCAAGAAGUACAAGUCAUUCAUUGAGCAGUACCAGUUCAUCCCCAUGCUCAGGAUUGCGCAGUCCCUUCAACAACUGCUGCGAGAGUUCACCGGACACGACAGCUUGGACGAGAACGAGAAGGAGUGGGACCAGGAGGCAUUCGAGACCGACCUGGACACUAUUCAAAUCGAGUGUCCCAAAGCUUUCCACUAUGUAUUCCAGAUGAUCGGUGCCUAUAUAAUGGGCCAGUAUGAGAAGGCUUGGAGAGCGACACUGAUGACAGAGCGAUACAUCAUGGGUAUCUACGCGCACAGUCCAAUGGCGUCGUACUACACAUUCAAGUGUUUGAUCAUUUUGGCCAUGUUUGAAAGCUACAGUGAGCAGGAACGAGUCACCAAGCUGGAGAUGGUCGCGCACUGUCUUGAACGCCUGGAGGUGUUCGCCAAUCACAGCUUUGAGAACUUUGGUGUCAUGGUGCUGCUGGUCAAGGCCGAGCUGGCUCGCGUGUCCAACCGAUUCAACGACGCCAUGGAGCUGUUCAACGAAGCCGCUUCUGCCGCACAGACCCACAAGUACGUCCAGUACGAGGCUUUGUCCAACGAGCUGGCCGGCAGGAUGUACAGCCGUCUCCAAAAGACCGCAGUGACCCGUGCCUACAUCAUGGAGGCUCAGCUAUGUUAUUCAAUGUGGGGAGCCACUGUCAAGGCUAACCUGCUCGAACUUGAGUUCCCCUCAGUCUUUGGCCAGAUGUCUGGACGCACGCCCAUCACUCAGAGCAAGCAAUCAAUCAAUGACACCCCCAACUUUGAACCGCGUCUCUCCAUCCGACGACGCUCCCAAGACAGCGCGGGCACUGGCAAAACGCUGAUCAAGUACCCCCACAUCGACUCAUUCGACCUUUGUUCAGUAAUCACCGUAUCACACUCACUGGCCGAGGAGAUCUACUAUGACCGUCUGUUGAAGCGACUCAUGAAGGUUGUGAUUAGGAAUGCUGGCGCAUCACGUGGCUUCCUGCUCCUCCUGGAAGACAGCAACAAGGAGCUGUUCCCCAAUAGCACCAAUGUAUUUGGUGAGCUCAAUGUGGCGGCGUCUGCCUGCGUCACUGGUGAGAAGGUCAUAGUGGAGGUGUACAUCAAUUCGAAUCGCACAGCCGAUGGAAGCAGCGUGAUGAUGAGCCCACCAGACACCCCCACUGUCAGUCCCAUCCUCCGCAAUACAUCGGGCGUUCCCAUGAACGAGCAGUUGAACAAGGCGAUAAAGGAGGAUGGCACAUGGAACUUGUGUGUGUCCAUGAUCAACUAUGUGCGCAGGACACAGAGUCCCCUGCUGAUAUCCAACGCCUCUGACGACAAGACCUUCUCAGAGGACAGCUACGUCAUGCAACAGAAGCCCAAGUCCGUGCUAGUACUGCCCAUCGUGCAUCAGGGCAAGCUAGUGUCGGUUCUCUACCUGGAGAACAACUUCACAACUGGCGCAUUCACGUCCAACCGUCUCGAGGUGAUGAACCUACUGUCCACUCAGAUCGCCGUCAGUUUCCAGAAUGCCCGACUCUUCCUGCAGUCCAAUCAUCUUGCCAACCAAGCCUUCCUUGCCAAGGAGGAGGCAGAGAAGGCCAACAAGGCCAAGUCAGACUUCAUCUCCAACAUGUCCCACGAGAUGCGCACCCCACUCAAUCACAUCAUUGGCGCAUUGGAGUUGCUCAAAGAGUUCCCGCACACCAACGAUCAGAAGGAGCUUCUAAACAUCAGUCAACAAUCAUCCGAGUCAUUGUUGUUCAUGGUCAACAACAUAUUGGACCUGUCCAAGGUUGAGCAGGGCAAGACUGUGCUCAACUUUUCAAUCUUCAACCUCGUGUCCUUCCUAGAGGACUCUAUCGGUGCCAUCGCCCCCAAUGCCCAUCAGAAGGGUCUGAUGGUUGGAUUGUUCAUCACGCCAAGCACCUCGUUUAUCCCAGUCGUUGGUGACAUGAACCUUCUGCGCCAGAUCCUCGUCAACCUGUUGUCCAACGCCAUCAAGUUCACGUCCAAGGGUGAGGUGUUUAUCAACCUCAUCGUCACACCCAACGCCACUGGCACUGCAUACUCCACAACGAUCGAAGUGACUGAUUCGGGCAUUGGCAUCAAGCAACGUGACUUUGAGAAGCUCUUCCAGCGAUUCUCUCAGAUUGACACGGGCGCCAAUCGCGCGUACGAUGGAACAGGUCUCGGCCUUAGUAUCUGCAAGCAGCUCGUCGAGUUGAUGAAUGGCAAGAUUGGCAUUCGUAGCAAGAUUGGUGAGGGCUCUGUCUUCCAUUUCAGCCUCGACCUCUCCAAGACCAAGGAGGACAUCUCACCCAACCAGGAGCUCAGUAAGCAUAAUGCCACCUAUGGAGCCAUCAUUCUUGAGGACAACAGGAUGAUCAAGACACAGCUGGAGCAGACUAUCGAGUCCUUUGGUAUUGGCUACCAGUCCACAUCAUUUAGCAACACCAGCCUGGCCAUCUAUCUAGAGGAGGUCGCGCUACAGGAGAACAACAUUGUCAUCAUUGGACUGCCUCUAAACUACAAGGAGGACCAUGUUCUCAACAUCAUUGACACCAUACAGCACAUCAAGGCAAAGAAGCAACAGGGCAACAAUGGCAAGAAGCAUAGGUUCGACUUCAUUGUGAUCACGCAGCUCUGUCUUACCACCUCGCGCUCCAUCCUUCACGAAGCUGGUGUGCUCCUGGUGAACAGACCAAUUAAGCGAUCCAGCUUGCUCAGCAGCAUUCGAAAGAUCAUCGACAGCCACUUUGACGACACAAUUCUCCAGAGCAAGUAUGUUAUCUCGCCAAUCUUCCCCUCCCACGUGUGCUCGCCGCCACCCUCGUUCAUUGCCGAGAUACGCAACCUCAAGGUAGACGAAUCAAUGAUGAUGCGCUGUCAACAAAAGGAGGAGAAGGAGAAGCUGGGCACCUACGCACGCACUACUCUCUGUGUCGACUCUGUCACCCAACUCAGUGUCGCCCAAGCACACACCAAAGAUGCAGGCCUCCAAACGAUUGCCGAGCGUGUUGGUCAUCGAAGACAAUGA
This is a messenger RNA of Acytostelium subglobosum LB1, 7020 nucleotides long. RefSeq lists its product as hypothetical. Bases 1 to 7020 code for a protein of 2339 amino acids. Gene Ontology annotation, molecular function: ATP binding; phosphorelay sensor kinase activity; protein binding. The transcript has 3 exons. NCBI's taxonomy places the organism in Eukaryota, Evosea, Eumycetozoa, Acytosteliales, Acytosteliaceae. The record is from RefSeq and is a predicted model, not a curated record. Gene Ontology annotation, biological process: signal transduction; protein phosphorylation.